Molecule: messenger RNA, 2141 nt
Organism: Seminavis robusta
Lineage: Eukaryota; Bacillariophyta; Bacillariophyceae; Naviculales; Naviculaceae
Source: the annotation of a GenBank genome assembly
CAGGAAUUUUGCGGAAGCAGAUCAGAACCAAACAGAUACCUGAGUGGCACAUGCUGCUUGGUGUCUGGAGAGAAGUUGAGCUUGUUUGACAGACAAGAUCACCUCCAAGAGUCUCUACCAGCUAGUACUCACAAAGCCGAGGCUACCGGUAUCUAACCAAGUUGCUCGUAUUGUUGGAGCAAUCUUUUGGUUUCUCGACUCAUCAAGAGAGAAGGGAAAAGUUGUUUUCGAAAUCUACACCAUGACAUACUAUUCCAACGAUGGAAGCGGCAGCCAUGCCUCUCUGCCAGUGCCCAGGGAUGAAGAGUCGGGCAACUACGCUACAGAACAUGAUGGUCUGUUGGGUUCACAGUCCAUCAACAAUGACGACCACGAACACAACCACGGUGACGACCACCAAGAAGAAUCCAACCUGGGAUUGCUGGGGGCUAUCGUGGAAGGAGUCGAGUACAUUGCGGAACAGGCCCAAGAAGCCGCUGGUGGGUUUAAAGAAGUCAUUGCCGAGACGGUAGAGACAGCACAAGAAGCCAUUGUCGAAGAAGCUCAAGAAGUCCGAGAAACUUGGGUGGAAGCACUCGAUGCCAAAGAUGACGGUGAAUCCGUGAUUUUCGAAAUGGGCCUCACUCGCAACCUUUCCAUCCUUCCUGGUGAUCUGGAAGACGUCGCGGGAGUUCAUCAUCACGAAGUAGUGGAAGACGCCCAAACCAUUCUGCCUGAAGUAGUGGGUGCCUUCCCGUGCUGCCCCGAAAAGAUUCACGACUGUUGCCGUCCCACCCAAGCCAAUCUCAUGGAUUCUCCGCCCCAGUCACCCAAAGCGGUCAAGGACUUUAUUGACAUUGAAAGUGGCGAGGCAACACCACUAGUGGAGAAGCCUUGCACCAGCACCAGUACAGCCACCGCUACAGUUCCCUUUCACGCAUACGUGACAUUGCUGGGUGCUGUUGUUUGCCUUUCGUCCAUUGGGCCUUCCCUCGAUCUCCAAGAUGGCGUGGAUUCAUCCAUGAAGAUCUACUGGCGCAUGACUGGAACCUACAUGGCUCUCCUACCAUUUGCUGCGAAUGCUUAUGUGAAAGAGGGCUUACCAAAGUUGACCAAUACACAAUGGUGCACAUUCGUACUGGCUGCGUGCUGUUAUGCCGUCAUGUGUGUUGCCUUUGUAUUGGCUCUUGACUUCACAUCAGUGGGAAAUGCUGUCAUCUUUGCCAACAGUCAAAGCCUGUUGCUUUUGAUUGGCAAGGCUUUUGUGGGGGAACCAAUUUCGCUAAUGGAGGGCAGUGGUGCCUUGGUGGCAUUUGCGGGCGCCAUUUUCUGUGCCUCUGAUUCCACUGCUAGCACCGGCAAUGCCUUCUCGACAACUGGACCUGUUGUCUGGGCAGGAUGGGGGGACCUCCUUGCGCUCCUGUCUGCUGUUGGAGGAGUCGCUUAUUUAGUCUUUGCCAAGUCACUCCGCCAGCAUGUGUCAAGCGUCUUCCUUUUUAUGUUCAUGAUCAUGUUUGCAGGAUCAUUCUGCGUCCUGGCAUUCCUGUGGCUGUCGGGAGUGUACUUUACAGUUGACAGGGAUGUGCAUCAUGGACUAUGGGGCUUCAUGAAUUGGCAAUACGAUCGUCUGCCCCUGGAAGUCUGGAUGGUGGUUGUUUGCAACCUUAUGGGUGCAAUGGGCUACGUUCGCAGUAUGCAAUAUUUCGACAAUUUGACAAUCUCAGUAGCCACAUUGAUGGAGCCCGUGGUUGCAUCCUUCAUGGCCUACGGGUUGAAAGUGGGUCUCUUACCAAACACAAUUGGCUGGAUCGGAAACUUGUUGGUGGCAGCUGGAACUAUAGCAGUCAUCUACCCCAGCUCUCAAGGCAAACAAGCCGCUGUAGGCCACUGAUAAUCUGCUCGAAGAUGGAACUUUCCACCUCCCUUCACUCAGGAGACAAUCCGAGGAAUCUUCCAGCUCGUUCUGAUCAUCACCCAGCUACCCACCCCACCACCAAAUCAACCCACCAUUUUUCCUUCUUCCUGUCAGUGCUCCCUUCUUCCAACUAAACUCCUGUUUAUUUGUCCUCUUGUCUGCCAGGGCCUGAAAGUCCUGUCUCUAUUGCUCCAAGAUACUAACUAUAGAUGUAAAGUAGACCAUUUAUGAUGAACCACCAUGGCAU